This is a messenger RNA of Nicotiana attenuata, 777 nucleotides long. RefSeq lists its product as uncharacterized. Lineage: Eukaryota; Viridiplantae; Streptophyta; Magnoliopsida; Solanales; Solanaceae. The record is from RefSeq and is a predicted model, not a curated record. The transcript is spliced from 3 exons. Bases 1 to 777 code for a protein of 258 amino acids.
AUGGCGGCUAUAGUCAAAGAAUUGCAAAAUCAAAAAUGGAGGUCAGCCCUAAUUGGCUAUGUAAUUGGGGGUAAUCCUUCAUUUAAAGAUAUGCUCAAAUUUGUCUAUGGGGUAUGGAAUACUGUCACAACUCCGCAGGUUUAUCUCCAUGAUGAAGGCUACUUCAUAUUUAGAUUUGAUGAUGAAGAAGACAAAUUGAAGAUUAUGCAGAAUGGGCCUUAUACUUACAACAAUAGGCCUAUGAUUUUGAAACAAUGGGUACCAUACUUCAAACUAGCUGAAGAACCACUGAAUGCAAUACCAGUAUGGAUAGUGUUUCCAAACUUACCCAUCCAGUAUUGGGCGAUAGAAAAUCUGGGACGAAUAGCUAGUUGUUUGGGGAAACCAAUAUGUACUGAUAAGCUCACAGCAAAAGAAGAAAGAAUCUCCUAUGCUAGGAUACUCAUUGAAAUGGAUGUGGCUCAGCCCCUUCUUGAAUCAGUAACACUAGAGGAGCCUGAUGGUAGCUGCAUUUUGCAAUCGAUUGAGUAUGAGUGGAAACCAGAAUAUUGCCAGGAAUGCUUGCAGAUUGGAAUAAAUGAUCAGCAACAACCAAGGAGACAACAGAAGAAAGCCAAACAACAACAAUGGAAGGCCAAGCCUAGUGCAGGACCACCUGCUGAAGCUGCUGAAAAGGCAAAUGAAGGACCAAAGGAAAACCAUAAGGUGGUGAAUCUUAUGGAGGAGAGUCAGGAAAUUCAAAGAUGCAAUAACAGAGACAAACAGAAGAUGGAAUAA